This is a messenger RNA of Carassius gibelio (silver crucian carp), 856 nucleotides long. RefSeq names its product zinc transporter ZIP9-B-like. The transcript is spliced from 3 exons. NCBI's taxonomy places the organism in Eukaryota, Metazoa, Chordata, Actinopteri, Cypriniformes, Cyprinidae. Gene Ontology annotation, cellular component: membrane. Gene Ontology annotation, molecular function: metal ion transmembrane transporter activity. The record is from RefSeq and is a predicted model, not a curated record. Bases 182 to 700 code for a protein of 172 amino acids. Gene Ontology annotation, biological process: transmembrane transport; zinc ion transport.
CUGACUCUAGGGGUGCAGUUUAGGGUUUUGGAAGGUGUUGAGACGUGGAGAAAUCUCACUAUGCUUUCCAGCGAGUGUUCAAAGAGGAUACUGAGUAUUUCUUUUGUGUUUUAGGGUGUUUGUUGCAUGCGAUGCCGCCUGAAUGAGGUUUGAUCGGAAGGGCUGAAGAGCAGAAGCAGUCAUGGACGGAGCUUGGGCUGUUAUUCUCAUAUCUCUCGCUAUGUUCGUGGGAUGUUUGGUGCUCGGGAUUAUUCCACUAUUAAUCAAUUUAUCAGAGAAACUGCAGCUGGUUACUGUACUGGGGGCGGGGCUUCUGUGUGGCACUGCUCUAUCAAUCAUCAUCCCAGAGGGGGUGGAGCUAAUCCAGGAGUCAUGGAAAGACCAGUAUUGCUCCGCUAUGGGAGAGAAUCAAAAUAUCUCUGAAAUAAAUUCAACACUUCAUCUUGCCGCAAAGAAGGGUCUGCGUCCUCAGUUCUUCAUUGGAGUCUCUCUCGUCUUGGGCUUUACGCUCAUGUUUGUGGUGGACCAGAUUGCCAACUACUGCUCUAUGCAAGGUACCUCAGUGCUGCUUCUUAUUAGAAACACAUUUCAAUACUUAUCCACUCACUUCUUCAACAUGGAGGUUGUGUUGAGAAUAGAAAUCAAUAAGGGUGACCCUACUCCCUAUUUUUCUGGACAAGUUCUGACCAGGAUUUCUUAGUUGCCUUAAAUGUCCAUGUUUUGGUUUUGGUUUUGUUUUCCUAUUCUUUAUACGUUAUAUGUGUAUUUGCACUGCUUUGAUUGUUCUCUGUAGAUCCCACCCUCUCGCACACCAUGAUUGGUCGAUUGUGGACAAUACCUGCACACUAUUGGUCAA